This is a messenger RNA of Vigna unguiculata (cowpea), 3583 nucleotides long. Its product is annotated as C2 calcium/lipid-binding and GRAM domain containing protein. Lineage: Eukaryota; Viridiplantae; Streptophyta; Magnoliopsida; Fabales; Fabaceae. The record is from RefSeq and is a predicted model, not a curated record.
UAAUAACUACACAACCACCAAACCUCACAAGAGACGACUUACAUGAAUCAUGAAUUCUGAGGAAACCAUCAUCCACAAGGAAUGUCUAAUAAUAACCAACGAGUUUCCGUUUGCAACAAAACCCCGUGUCAUUUCCCUUCAACGUCCACGUAUACCUCUAACACGUGACUCUCUCUCUUCAUUCCACGAUCAUACAGAAGAAAAAACCACUAUAUCCCUUUUACUGUAACACCCCUUCACACUAACAUGCCACCCUACUUUUGCUUUUUAUGUGUUACGAGUUGUAAAGAGCCAAGUUUCUUCCACGCUAUGUUGAGGCUUCACGUGUGUGUGUUGGAGGCCAAGGACCUUCCUGUGAGGGCUACGUACGUGAAGCUUAGACUCGCCAAGUCCAAGGCCAAGACAAGGAUUUUGACAAACACGUGCAACCCCGUUUGGAACCAGGAGUUUUGUUUCAAGGUGCAUGAUGCUGAGGACGUGCUCGUUGUGUCUGUUGUUAGUCAUGUGAAUGAGUGCAGAGUGAGCAAUGGUUAUGUCGGUUUCCUGGGUGAGGUUCGGAUACCUGUAGGCUCAAUUUCUUUUGAGGAUAAACAGACCUUGCUCCCCACCUGGUUCUCUCUUCAAAGCCCCAAGAGUGGGAAAUUUUUCAAUAAAUAUUGUGGGAAAAUUCUCCUUACUGUUUAUCUUCGUGGUAAAGGCCGUGCUUUUACCAAGCAUAAGCAUUCUUCAAAUUCAACUGUUGCAGUUGAGAACUCAAAGGAAUUGGAAGGUCUUCACAGUUCAUGUCGGGCACCUUGUGAUAAAAUGGGUGUAGGCAAACUGUUGAGGGUUAUUGCGAAUAGUCUGCAUAAGAUUUUGAAAAAGAAAGAAGGAAACUCGAAGCCCGGGGAUUCUUCAGAACUAUCAUCCACGUUAUUAUCGGAUCCUGAAGAUAGUGUUCAGGAAAAUUCACCUUCUUGUAGCUUUGAAGAAGCCCUUGCACAAAUGGAAUCAAGAGACAACAAACCUGAGAUGCCUGAAAAUUUAUCGGGCGGUGUUCUAGUAGAUCAGACUUAUUUAUUCUCUCCAAAGGACCUUAAUUUGUUUCUUUUUGCACCCAAGUCACAGUUUCGUAAAGAUUUGGCUGAGCUGCAGGGAAUAACAAAUGUGCAAGAAGGACCUUGGACAUGGAAAAAUGGAGACAUGUCAAGUUUGACACGAGUUGUUACUUGUACAAAAGCUGCAACAAAAUUGGUGAAGGAAGUUACUUGCACUGAGGAGCAAACGUACAUUAGAGUGUGUAGAAAGGAAUUUGCUAUACUUUGUAAUAUAAGUACACCUGAAGCUCCAUACGGGAAUACAUUUAGGAUUGAAUUGCUUUACAAGAUAAUGCCUGGUGAAGAGGUACCUUCAGGAGAGGAAUCCUCUCAUCUUGCUGUGUCAUGGGGCAUUGUCUUCCUCCAAAGCACAAUGAUGAAAGGCAUGAUAGAAAGUGGGGCAAGACAGGGAUUGAAGGAUAGUUUUAACCAGUUCUCCCAAAAACUAGCGCAGAACUUUAAGGUGCAAGAUAAGGCAAAUUUUUCAGACAAGGAACAUUUUUUGGCAACUUUGCAGACUGAAGACCAGUGGCAUUGGUGGCAGGAAGUUGCAUACUUUUGUAAUUUCACUGUGGUUUCCACCAUUUUCAUGUGUUUGUAUGUGAUGGUGCAUAUUUUUUAUUGUAGUCCAAGUCCACCUCAGGGCUUGGAAUUUAGGGGGCUUGAAUUGCCAGAUAGUUAUGGGGAAUUCAUUAUAGGUGGAAUUUUAUCCAUCCAGUUGCAGCGUGUUUACAAUAUGCUGUCUCACUUUGUUCAAGCUAGAUUUCAAAUGGGAACUGACCAUGGCCUCAAAGCUAAUGGUGUUGGAUGGGUUCUUACUGUGGCUUUAAUUGAGGGGGUUGACUUGGCCUCCUUGGCAUCAGAAGGGUUGUCAGAUCCCUACGUAGUGUUAACCUGUAAUGCACAAACAAGAUCAAGCUCUGUCAAACUUCAAACAUCGAAUCCUCAAUGGAAUGAAAUAUUAGAGUUUGAAGCUAUGGAAGAACCACCAUCAGUUUUGGAUGUGGAAGUGUUUGAUUUUGAUGGUCCAUUUGACCAGGAUGUUUCACUUGGACAUGCUGAGAUCAAUUUCCUAAAGCACACAUCAACUGAGUUGGCAGACAUGUGGCUCUUGCUGGAAGGAAAACUUGCUCAAUCUUCUCAGUCAAAGUUGCACCUGAGAAUUUUCUUGGACAAUAAUAAAGGAGUUGAGACAAUCAAGGAAUAUUUGGGGAAGAUGGAAAAGGAAGUAGGCAAAAAGUUGAAUCUUAGAUCACCACAAAGGAGUUCUACAUUCCAGAAAUUGUUUGCAUUACCUCCGGAAGAAUUUCUCAUAAAAGAUUUAACUUGUUACCUCAAGAGAAAAAUGCCUUUACAGGGUCGGCUGUUUCUUUCAGCAAGGAUUCUGGGUUUUUAUGCCAAUUUCUUUGGACACAAAACCAAAUUUUUCUUCCUUUGGGAAGACAUUGAAGACAUACAAGUGCUUCCUCCAUCGUUGGCAACAUUAGGAAGCCCUACAUUGGUCAUAAUCCUGCGAAGUGGUCGAGGUAUUGAUGCAAGGCACGGUGCAAAGACUCAAGAUGAAGAAGGGAGACUUAGGUUUCAUUUUCAAUCAUUUUCUUCAUUUGGUGCUGCUUGCAGAACAAUAAAGGCCUUGUGGAGAACAAGAAUUCUGAACCCCUAUCAGAAAGAACAAAUUACAGAAGAACAUGAUGAUCAAGAAGGCUUUGUAAUUCCAGAAGACUCAGCAUCUGUCUUAGAGAAUGAAGAAAACAUGUCCAGAAUCUUCUCUGCAGAAGUACCAAUCAGGAUGAUAUCUGUGAUGGGAAUUUUUGAUGGAGGAACCCUGGAGCAUAAAAUUAUGCAGAGAACAGGAUGUAUGAACUAUGAAACAACGGCGUGGGAGCUAGUAAAACCUGAGGUGUUCGAGAGGCGUGUUUCUUACCAAUUCAAUCGACAAGUAUCAACUUUUGGAGGUGAAGUCACAAGCACACAGCAAAAAUCUCCAAAUGCAGACACUGGAGGUUGGACUGUGGUUGAAGUUAUGGCUCUUCACGGUGUCCCUUUUGCUGAUCACUUUCAUAUUCAUUUUAAGUUCGAAAUUGAGCCAUCACCUCUUGGUGAAUGUGCUUGCAAGUGUGAAGCUUACAUUAGUGUCAUGUGGCUUAAGAGCUCCAAGUUUCAGCAGAGGAUCAACCGCAACAUAAUAGCCAAGUUUAACCUUCGAUUGAAGGAAAUAUUUGAACUGGUUCAGGAAGAGAUUUUGAUCAUGUCUCAGAACUCAAAUGGAUAAGGAUUAUAUUAGGGAGGUAUAACAAAUGUGCUAGACAAAAGAAAAAUGAGUUUUCUCUAGAGCAAUUAGCGUUCUUCUGAAACAUCUUAUCAGAUAUGAUUUAUUUUGUAUUAUUUUAUAACGCUGGUUCAAACUUUAUUUAUAGUUUCUAUCCAUUAAACUAUGAGAAGGUUUGAACGGAAGAAAUUACAGGCAGAUGGAAUGACUAAUUUCCUAUGUACUAUGUACCACAAUA